Molecule: messenger RNA, 1629 nt
Organism: Syzygium oleosum
Lineage: Eukaryota; Viridiplantae; Streptophyta; Magnoliopsida; Myrtales; Myrtaceae
Exons: 2
Coding region: 290-1492 (400 amino acids)
Source: RefSeq, a predicted model, not a curated record
AAAUAUCGCAAGCUCAUAUUUGCCAGGUGACAUGAUUUUGGCAACCUUCUUCAAGACAGCUCAUCACCUCCCUAAACAGCUUCUCUAAAUUAAAUACUUUUCCACUAAUCAAAUUUUUGGCUCACUAAACACAAUUAAACUUUGCCUCUUGCACACGUGCGAUAUUAAGGCCCCUCCCCCACUAUAUAUUGACCCUGUAUAAAAAUCAUACUCUUAAGUCAUCGGCCUUUUGAUCUCUCUCAACGCAUUUUGUGCUUACCUCAAACCCUUCAUUGUCAUCAUCGUCAACAUGGCAUCUUCGGCUCACGAGCAGCACCGCCACUUCCCGGACAUGUACGGCGCCACCUCGGCGCCGCCGCCGACCCCGUCGGCUGUCCCCGCCGCCGCCGGGACGGACUCCGCCGCCGCCGCCGCCGAUGACUUCCUCUCGCGGCUCAUCCACCGCCUCCCGCCCGCUCUCUCUCUCCCCAGUCGCCUCUCUCCAACCACAACCAACAAUAAACCCAACUCCGCCGCCCCUGCCGCCAUCUCGAACGUGUCCUACUCGGAUGAGAGGGACGAUUCUUUCUUCGAGAACCUCUGGUCGGCUUCAUCUGCGGGGUUUUUCCAGAUGACCGGUCAUCCGAUAUCUUCGAAACUCGCUCGCUCGGCAGAGUCGGAGUCGCUUGCUCUCUUCGACCUCGCCCUUGACCAGAAAGAGCUGUGCUUCCCGAAGAACUGGCCUUUCGGAUACGAACGUGACGAAGACGACGACAGACUCGGCGAGUGGUUUUGUUUAGAUUCGCUGUGUUCCUGCUCUUCCGAGUCAAGCGAGCUGAAGCUAGAAUCGCUGCGUGAGCUCGCUCUUGCGAUGGAGAAAGUGGGUUGUGAGAUAAUAGAGUGGAUGUCGCGGGCGAUCGGGUUCGAGAACCCGGUCAAGGCGGAUCCGACCCGGGUCUGUUCGCUGAUGUGGAUAUCGAAGGGCUGCUCCGACGAGGGUCACCAGAGAGCGGUCAUGCCGGGCGGGUUUUACCCGUUCGUAGUCGGGUUGAGCUACCAAAUCAGGACCCAGAAAUAUUCUCUGUUGGCGGAUUCGGGCACGGUCACGGUGUCGCCGGAGGCCGGCUCUUUGAUGGUUGCAAUCGGUGACAUUGCUCAGGUGUGGAGCAAUGGGAAGCUGAAGAAGGUGAGAGGGAGGCCGGUGGCAUGUGGCGAGGGCAACAGUAGCAAGCCAUCAAGCACCAUAACCAUGUCGCUGCUCCUGAGCCUUCCUCUGGAAAGCACAGUAUCUCCCCUUCUUCCUCUGCAGAAAGUCAUCGUCCAUGACCAAGAUGAUGUUGAUCAAGAAGAAGGAGAAGAAGGAGAAGAAACCAUUAAUGCAAGUGACAAAGAAAAGGUGAUGUUCAGAUUGUUCUCGUUCGAGGACUAUGCAUGGAGGGUGUAUCAUGAGCGCCUAGUCAUUUCUUCGCCCAAAGACCCGCUCGACAGAUACCGCAUUACUACUAACUCUUGAGAUCGUAUGCAUCUCUUCAUUCAUGCUCUUUAUUUAUUUGUUUGUUUGCCCCCCUUGAAAACCCUUUUCUUGUUAAGGGAUGCUGGAGAAUGCUCUUUAAUUUGCAAUUCGCAAUCCCCCAAAUUAUCUAUUGAAAA